AUCCAAGAGUAGCUCGAGGAAAAAAAAAAAAAAAAAAUUUCAAAAGCAUGAAGAUAGAGUUACUAAUAUGGCUCUUCCUCAUUGUGUCCCUCAAAGUUCUUUCUUCUUCAGCAUGCACUGCAGAUAACUCGUCUUGCAAACCCCAAAAAAAGCUUAAGCAUUUAUAUGACAUACAAAGCAGAGAAGAUGAUCAAAGAACAUAUGAGGCAAACCGUGGAGGUCAUCAUCUAAGGAUUUCACAGAAGGCAAAAACAGUUUAUGGGGGUACCGCUAACGUUCGCCCUCGUAAUUCACGUAACAACCGGAGUACGGCAAACUCCCUUUUACUAAAAUCCUCUUCCCUGUUUUCGGUGGCACUUAGGCAUGUUGUGUUGGGAUUGGUCAUUUCUGUUUUCUUCUUUUGACUGUCUUGGUGAAUAUGUAAGACAUCAGUUUAAGGUUUAAGCUUGGGGAAAGCAUAUUUAGAUCAAUUUAAGGACUAGUGUUUGAGUCUUGCUAGAUCCCCAACCUUUCUCUGUUAUCUCUUUAACUUACAAGUCAAGAAAAUAACAAACAGUUACA
Messenger RNA from Quercus lobata, 561 nucleotides. RefSeq lists its product as uncharacterized. The transcript is spliced from 2 exons. The record is from RefSeq and is a predicted model, not a curated record. Lineage: Eukaryota; Viridiplantae; Streptophyta; Magnoliopsida; Fagales; Fagaceae. Bases 48 to 404 code for a protein of 118 amino acids.